AGCCGCCGAUGCGGGACGGCGGCGGGCGGGAUGGCGGUGGUGCCCCUGCGGCCCGGCAGAGCCGCCGGCCGCCUCCUGCCGCUGCUGUGCGGGGGGGUGAGGAGCAAAGGAGCCUCCCUGAGCCCCGCGGUGCCGGGCCGCCUCACCCAGCGGCGCUACAAGAAGGACGUGCUGCCCUCCCCCGAGGGGCCCGUGCCCGCCGUCUCCAUCACCGAGAUCCGGCAGUACCUGCGGGCCCAGGGCAUCCCCUUCCAUGACGGCUACAGCUGCCUGCACACCCCCAGCCUCUUCACCGACGGCCGGGAGGACCAGCUGCCGCCGCCGGCCGCCAGCGCCCCAUACACGCUUUUCAUCGACAAGACCACGGGCAGCUUCCUGUGCACGGCCACCUUGGCCGAGGGCACCUGGCAGGACUUCCAGGCCAACGUGGAGCUGCGGCACCGCGGCGUUCCCGCCACCAGCUCGGAGGAGCCGGAGGAGGAGGCGCGGCGGGCUCGCGAGGACGCCCGCUGCAUCUGGGACCGGGCGCUGCCGCUCUGGGAGCUGCUGGAUGAGGACGAGACCAACAAGACCAAGGAUAUGUUCGGGAUCUCCCUGGUGACGGAUGCCACCCUGAAACGCUUCGGGGUGCGUUACCUGAGGACGGCCAAGUCCCUUGUCUUCCCCUGGUUCAGCCCCCGUGACGCGACCCUGAAGGGCCUGAAGCUCGUGAGGGUGGAGAGGAAAGGAGGUGCGAUAACUUAUGUGGAAGAGACUUUACCCCGCUUUGAUUCCUACCGCAAUCUCUUUGGGCUGCCCCUGAUCGGCCGCCGAGACACAGAGCUGGUCCUAACCGGGUGGGAGCUGGACGCCCUGGCCCUGUACCAAGCCACAGGGGUGGCCAGCCUGGCCCUGCCGCGGGGGGCCACCUGCCUGCCCCCUGUCCUCCUCCCCUACCUGGAGCAGUUCAAGCGCAUCACGCUGUGGCUGGGCGAGGACCUGCGCUCCUGGGAAGCCGCCAAGCUCUUUGCCCGCAAGCUGAGCCUCAAGCGCUGCUCCCUGGUGCGCCCCGGUGACCUGCAGCCCCGGCCCUUGGAGGCUCUGAACCAGGGCCUGAACCUCACCAAGAUCCUGCGUGCCGCCCUGCCCGCCAGCCACAAAUCCAUCGUCUCCUUCCGGCAGCUGCGCGAGGAGGUGUUCGGGGAGCUGGUCAACACCGAGCAGGUGGCCGGCAUCAAGUGGGCGCGCUUCCCUGAGCUCAACAAGCUCCUCAAAGGGCACCGCAGAGGGGAGCUCACUAUCUUCACAGGCCCGACGGGCAGUGGGAAGACGACUUUUAUCAGUGAGUACGCGCUGGACCUGUGCAUGCAGGGGGUGUGCACACUCUGGGGCAGCUUCGAGAUCAACAACAUCCGCCUGGCCAAGAUCAUGCUGACGCAGUUUGCUGCCCAGCGCCUGGAGGACCAGCUGGAUCUGUAUGACGAGUGGGCUGAUCGCUUCGAGGACCUCCCGCUCUACUUCAUGACCUUCCAUGGCCAGCAGAACAUCAAGACGGUGAUUGACACCAUGCAGCACGCCGUCUACAUGUACGACAUCACCCACGUGGUCGUCGACAAUCUCCAGUUCAUGAUGGGACACGAGCACCUCUCUGUGGACAGGCUCGCUGCCCAGGAUUACAUCGUUGGUGCCUUCCGCAAGUUUGCCACGGACAACACCUGCCACAUCACGCUGGUCAUCCAUCCCCGCAAGGAAGAUGACGAGAAGGAACUGCAGACGGCCUCCAUCUUCGGCUCUGCCAAGGCCAGCCAGGAAGCGGAUAAUGUCCUCAUCCUGCAGGACCGUAAGCUGAUGACGGGGCCAGGGAAGCGCUACCUGCAGGUGUCCAAGAACCGCUUUGAUGGGGAUGUGGGUGUUUUCCCCCUGGAGUUCAGCAAGGCCUCGCUCACCUUCUCGUCAACUGGCAAAAACAAGGUCAAGCUGAAGAAGAUGAAGGAGGAGAAGGCACUUUUAGCCAAGAAAGCUCCAGAGGGAGGCUUGGGAACCACCAAGAAAGCUCCAGAGGGAGGAUUGGGAACCACCAAGAAAGCUCCAGAGGGAGGCUUGGGAACCACCAAGAAAGUUCCAGAGGGAGGCUCAGGAGCUUCCAAGAAGCCGUGAGCCCGGCAGAUCUCUUCCUCAGAUCCUUCUCCUCUCCCAUCAGGAGGGACGGGGACUGGUGCUGGGAGCAGGGGACUGGGAUAUACCAGUCCCUCUCCCCCGGGAGCAGCAGCCACAUGCUGCUGUGGCCCUUUCUUCUGCUGCACGAACAAGCCUCUUGGUCGCCAGGAUGGUGUCUCUGAGAUGUGGGGCCACUGUGAGGGGAGGAAUGGGCUUGUCCCAGAGAAGAGUGACCAGGGGAGGGUGCUUUGACAAACACUGGCUGCUCCGUACUGGUGCUGAGUGCUGGGAGCAGAGUCAGUGUGUGCUGGGUGAUGGGGGGCAGUGACCUGCAGUCCCAGGGCUUGGGGAUCUCUGGACCUGUGGCAGGUUGUUAAAUGGUGGCUAAAAUGGAGCUGGAAUCCUGGGCUGUCACUGGUGGGAGGGACUGUGCUGGUGGGGGACUGUGAAGAGGGACACAUGGCGUGAGCCCACCCAUCACGGGUCAGGGUCUCUGGGCUUGAUCCUGAAUGGAAUGGAGGGAAAUGUGGGAGAUUGUGGGUGGCUUUUGCCCCUCCGGAGCUGUGGGCUCUCCGUGGGAUGUGGUGGGAGGGUGGGAGCUGGACGCCCGUGGCAUCACUGCUCACGGCGGGCUGAAGGCAGCGUUGGCUUGCAGGUGCGACACGGGGCACACCAGCUCUGCCUGCUCGGCUAAUGCCUGACCCAGCCCCCUUUGCUCAGGGUCUCCCCCAACCCCUUUUUCCCGGGGGUUAUCACCAGCAGUAAAACCUUGGGGGGAGCAGCCCUGCCUUGCUCUGCUGGCCGGGAGGAGGGCAGCCACCCCCGUGCCCUCUGGGCUGCAGGCAGCAAAUACUGUGACCUGGCCAGUCCUCGCCAUGGUAGGACAAGUCCACGGCUGGAUCUUGGUCUAAUCCCUUUGUUUUUUUUUUUCCUUCCUAGUUUUAUUAAAGCAUAAAUGUGA
This is a messenger RNA of Tyto alba (common barn owl), 3097 nucleotides long. RefSeq names its product twinkle mtDNA helicase (gene TWNK). Gene Ontology annotation, molecular function: ATP binding; 5'-3' DNA helicase activity; single-stranded DNA binding. Gene Ontology annotation, biological process: mitochondrial DNA replication. The transcript has 5 exons. Gene Ontology annotation, cellular component: mitochondrion. NCBI's taxonomy places the organism in Eukaryota, Metazoa, Chordata, Aves, Strigiformes, Tytonidae. The coding region runs from base 31 to 2136 and encodes 701 amino acids. The record is from RefSeq and is a predicted model, not a curated record.